UCGAUCUCGAAAGCAGAAAAAUCCUUCCUUUUCCCAUCUCGAUUCCUCCUCCACCUCCAAAGGGGAAAUCCGUCCUUCAGCUCUUCCUUCCGCCCUCCCAUGGCGUCCGACAGCUUCACCGACAAGAACGCCGUUUUCCGGAAACUGAAAGCGAAAUCGGAGAACAAGAUGUGUUUUGAUUGCAAUACGAAGAACCCGACCUGGGCUUCGGUGACGUACGGGAUCUUCCUCUGCAUCGACUGCUCCGCGGUCCACCGCAGCCUCGGCGUGCACGUCAGCUUCGUCAGGUCCACAAAUUUAGACUCGUGGACUCCUGAGCAAUUGAAAACGAUGAGCUUUGGGGGGAAUAACCGUGCUCAUGUGUUUUUCAAGCAACAUGGAUGGACCGAUGGAGGCAAAAUUGAGGCCAAAUAUACAUCAAGAGCUGCCGAGUUAUACAGGCAACUCCUUUCUAAAGAAGUAGCCAAAAGUGUGGCAGAGGAUGCAGGUUUGCCAUCAUCUCCUGUUGCUUCUCAGUCAUCCCAAGCAUCCAAUGGAUUUCCUGAUGUUAAGAUCAGUGAAGCCCCAAAAGAAAGCUCUUUAGGUAGGCAAGAAGUGCCCGAAGUCUCUGCUUCCACCCGGACUUCUCAUAUUGUUAUAACUACUGUGAAGAAGCCUCUUGGUUCCAAAAAGCCAGGAAAAACUGGCGGCCUUGGUGCUAGAAAGCUUACAACAAAGCCAAGUGAAAAUUUAUAUGAGCAAAAGCCUGAAGAGCCAGUUGUCCCGGCAGUUUCUACUCCUGCUAGCAGCACUGCAAUGGCUAGUCCUUCUUUUGGAUCUCGAUUUGAGUAUGUAGAAAAUGUCCAAUCAUCAGACACGAGUUCUGGUGGCACACAUGUGAUUAGUCAUGUAGCUCCACCAAAGUCGUCGAACUUCUUUGCUGAAUUUGGAAUGGACAGUGGUUUUCCAAAGAAAGCAAGCUCUAAUUCUUCAAAAUCUCAGGUAGUACAAGUCCAGGAAUCUGAUGAAGCAAGGAAGAAGUUCUCAAAUGCAAAGUCAAUUUCAUCAGCCCAAUUUUUUGGUGAUCAGAAUUCAGCUAACGACCUCAAUGCCCAAGCUUCCUUGCAAAAGUUCUCCAGUUCAUCUGCCAUCUCCAGUGCUGAUCUGUUUGGCGACAGUUCAGAUUCUGCUCUGGACGUUUCUGCAAGCGACCUCAUCAACAGGCUCUCUUUUCAGGCUCAGCAGGAUAUCUCUUCCCUUAAGAACAUCGCGGGAGAGACCGGAAAGAAGCUAAGUUCGUUCGCGUCCGCCUUCAUAAACGAUCUCCAAGACAGAGUCCUCUAAUUUGCAGGUCCUCUCGCUUGCGGAGAAGUGGAGCGUGACUCGUUAUUCCCCGCUUAUGUAAUGUGGAUGUGAAGGAGAGCUGUUAAGAAAUUCUUUUCAGAAGACAAAUAAAGAAUUUUACUUUGAUCUAAGACAGUUUGAGAGAGUAUUUUGUAGCACAGGUAUUGCUUUAAAGAAUGAUAUGUCGCCUUUUUCUCGGUUGCGCAA
Syzygium oleosum is the source of this 1530-nucleotide messenger RNA. RefSeq names its product probable ADP-ribosylation factor GTPase-activating protein AGD8. Gene Ontology annotation, molecular function: GTPase activator activity. Bases 100 to 1323 code for a protein of 407 amino acids. Gene Ontology annotation, biological process: COPI coating of Golgi vesicle. The record is from RefSeq and is a predicted model, not a curated record. NCBI's taxonomy places the organism in Eukaryota, Viridiplantae, Streptophyta, Magnoliopsida, Myrtales, Myrtaceae. The transcript is spliced from 7 exons.